Molecule: messenger RNA, 1013 nt
Organism: Salpingoeca rosetta
Lineage: Eukaryota; Choanoflagellata; Craspedida; Salpingoecidae
Exons: 2
Coding region: 1-915 (304 amino acids)
Source: RefSeq, a predicted model, not a curated record
AUGCACGCACGGAACCGAUACCGCUGCCCCCUUGGCGGCCGCAUUGUGCGCUGUCGCCUCCUCAGCACCGCCACCACUGAAACUGCCACAAUGUCGCCCCACCCGAAGCGCCCCAAGCUCUGUUCCUCUCCCGUGCAAGAGGAGACACAGGAGCAACAGCAGCAGCAAGGGACGUCGCAAGACCAGCAACAGCAGCAACAAGGCCAGCAGCAGCAAGGGACGCAGCAGCAGCAGCCGCAGGAGCAAGGCACGUCACAAGACCACCACCAGCAGCAGCAGCAGCAGCAGCAGCAGCAGCAGCCGGGUCCGAUGGCAGGCGUGCUCAUGGGCGAUGCCAUGGAUGAAAGCGACGACUAUGACGACUAUGACGACUAUGACGACGACGGUGACAGCGAUGAUGACGGUCAUGGCAGCGACGGCGACAACGACGACGUCAACGACGACGACGACGACGACGGCCUCACAAUGCGUGACGUGCCUGUCGUGACCCAGCCUGAUGCGCUUCUGGCCGCACUGCGGCAAUCGCUGGCACCCGUGGACCGCGCACUCCGCUCUAACCACCGCGGCCGCAGCACACCGCGGGUCAAGCAGUCCGAAUCACCGCCCCCGGACGAGGCCUUGAAGAGGCGCAUGGUGCGGCUGAAGAAGAACACCGCUGCACUCGGCGCCGGCGACCUCAAGCGGAAGGAAAUGGAGGACCGCUUCCGCGCCGACGAGCGCGACGGCCGGCUGUCGAGCGAGCCCGUGUAUGGCGCCAUGGCAAGCUGCAUGCGGCCCGUGACACCAGCACCGCGCCUGUUUGAGCUGGCAGACGUGCGCCGCGUCCCACGCACGACGCGCCGGUGCAAGAGCGAGCCGCGAGGCAACAAGCCCCGCCUGCACUUUAUGGGCCGUCCCCGACGCAACUCCCUCUGAGGUGAUCCGCGCUUGUGUAUAUGAGGUGUAUGUGUGUGUAUAUGAGGUGUGUGUGUUGUUGUUGUUGUUGUUGUUGUUGUUGUUGUUGUCGUUGUUGU